ACAAGAGAUGAUCAUCGUUGAUGCUUCUAGAUUAAUCCAUCAGUUACAGUUCGAAAUUCGGAGUGACAAGAUGCAUAAAUUUGUCAGUUCAUUGUUUGGCUUUUCUGCUGUGGUCAUCUUCAUUUUACAGCUACAUGUUAAUGGAGUAUGUGCAACAACAACGCACAAAAGUAUUGAACAAACAACUCAUUAUGAAACUGUAUUAUCAGUUCACGUGACGCUACUUAGAAGUGAAGAAAGAGAGACGGUUCAUGGACAUGUAAGUUGUCAAUUGAUGCAUAGAGCGCCCUUUGAGGACGUAAAUCCUCAUUUCAUUAUCAAAGAUCAUAUGAAUUGGGAUGUAACCAGUGAAUGGUAUAGACAUGAUUCUUUGCGAUUCUACAAGUGCACCACAGAGUCCAAUGGAGAUAUCUACCGAGUAAGAGCAAUAUAUCUUGGUAAGAUUGCAGUGAGAAGAGUUACUUACCCUGAUAAUGGAGGAAUAGAAGUGGAGAGAAUGUUUCUUAAAAAAGAUACUGAAAACCGUGAUGUGUACUCAGCCCGAAUUACAUUCACAUACUACAUAUCAACUGAAAAAAAAGAAGUUAUGAUAUGCAGUGGUGCUACAGUGACUGUCAAAGAGGGUUUGUUGGGCGAAAUAAAAAAUGGUUUGAAUUGUUUGAAUUGUUUUAAGCCAUAAAAGUGAUUUGGGGCUCAUUCGUGAUUACAUAAUUCAACUUAUGAGUUUUGAACUUUCAAGUUAUUAAUAUACAAUAGAAUACAGUAUCUAUUUUAAACACUAAUUAUUAUUAAUUUCAGAAAAAUUCUGAGUGAAAUUGAAACAUAAUACAAUUUACAAAUGAUAGAUGAUUGGAAAUUAAAUUUGUGAGAUGUGAUUGAUAUUAAAAUUGAUUGAUGAAAAAGAAAU
Messenger RNA from Nilaparvata lugens (brown planthopper), 907 nucleotides. RefSeq lists its product as uncharacterized. The transcript has 5 exons. Bases 8 to 679 code for a protein of 223 amino acids. The record is from RefSeq and is a predicted model, not a curated record. Lineage: Eukaryota; Metazoa; Arthropoda; Insecta; Hemiptera; Delphacidae.